This is a messenger RNA of Triticum dicoccoides, 2383 nucleotides long. RefSeq names its product DUF21 domain-containing protein At5g52790-like. The coding region runs from base 316 to 1848 and encodes 510 amino acids. The transcript is spliced from 11 exons. The record is from RefSeq and is a predicted model, not a curated record. Gene Ontology annotation, cellular component: cytoplasm. NCBI's taxonomy places the organism in Eukaryota, Viridiplantae, Streptophyta, Magnoliopsida, Poales, Poaceae. Gene Ontology annotation, biological process: intracellular manganese ion homeostasis; magnesium ion homeostasis.
AGGUGAGGAGGAGUCCGGUAGUGAAAAGGGGCCGAGGCGCAACGGCCGGUCGAAAGCGAAACGAAGCCCCGACGCCAGGCCGGAAACGCGCGGUAACCAACCAACCACCAUAAAUCCCCAACCCACCAACGCACGCACGCCGCAGCCGGUCGAGCUCAGCCCACUCCACCCCGGAGCAGAGCCGCGAGCACACAAUCUAGCCAGCCAGCCAGCUACGCACGCCAGCGCUCGACACCGCGGCACUGCCGCUCGGCCCGGCCCCUUCUCCCUCGCGGGAGCACGCAGGAUCGACCACCGAGCACCGGCCGGCGAGCGAUGUCGAGCCACGAGGCGUGCUGCGGGACCAUGUUCUGGGUGUACCUGCUCUCCUGCGCGGGGCUGGUGAUGUUCGCGGGGCUCAUGUCGGGGCUCACCCUGGGCCUCAUGUCGCUCAGCCUCGUCGACCUGGAGGUGCUGGCCAAGGCCGGCACGCCGCAGGACCGGCGCAACGCCGCCAGGAUCCUGCCCGUCGUCAAGAACCAGCACCUCCUCCUCUGCACGCUCCUCAUCGGCAACUCCCUCGCCAUGGAGGCGCUCCCCAUCUUCCUCGACUCCCUCGUGCCCUCCUUCGGCGCCAUCCUCAUCUCCGUCACCCUCAUCCUCGCCUUCGGUGAGAUCAUGCCGCAGGCCAUCUGCACGCGCUACGGGCUGAGCAUGGGGGCCAAGGCGGCGCCCAUCGUCCGGGUGCUCCUCGUCGUCUUCUUCCCGGUCGCCUACCCCAUCAGCAAGCUGUUGGAUUGGCUACUUGGAAAGGGCCAUGUUGCACUUAUGAGGAGAGCUGAGCUAAAGACAUUAGUUGAUAUGCACGGCGAUGCGGCUGGAAAAGGUGGAGAGCUGACUCAUGAUGAAACUACUAUCAUUGCAGGAGCAUUGGAGAUGACUCAAAAGACUGCAAAAGAUGCCAUGACUCCCAUAUCUGAAACCUUCUCACUUGACAUAAAUGCCAAGCUGGAUGUGCAUACGGUGGGUAUGAUAAUGACCAAAGGGCACAGCCGUAUUCCUAUAUACUCUGGAAGACCAAGCAAUAUUAUCGGUCUUAUAUUGGUAAAAAACUUGCUUACUUGCCGGCCUGAGGAUGAGGUGCCCACUAGACAUGUUACUAUCAGAAAAAUUCCAAGGGUGGCUGAUGAUCUUCCUCUCUAUGACAUUCUAAAUGAGUUUCAGAAAGGUCACAGCCACAUGGCUGUGGUUGUUAAACGCACUAAAGAAGAAGGAGCAUCUGUUGAAAAGAAUAACAGUUUUACAGCAGAUUACAAAAUGACAAACGGACAUGCUCAUGCUGAUGGUCUCGGUCUGUCACCCUCGCAUGUCAACAUUCCCGGAAGUCGUCGAAAUAACAAUGACAAGUACAGUAAGAAAAUUGAAAGAAAACGGGACAAUAUUCUUGAUUUUAACACUGAUCCACUUCCUCACUAUUCAAUGGAUGAGGAAGCGGUGGGAAUAAUUACGAUGGAAGAUGUCAUGGAGCAACUGCUGCAGGAAGAUAUCUUGGAUGAAACAGAUGAGUAUGUUGAUGUGCAUAACAAGAUCAAAAUAAACAUGUUACCGCCAGGCAAAUCAGUGUCGCCUCUUAUAUCUCCUAGUGGUGAACCUCUGUCUCAAGGUCUAAGAAAGACCCCUAUGGCUUCUCCGCUGUCGCCGUACCAUAAUGGCGGCUCCAUCUUACGUUCCCCUGUUGCAAACCAUGCUCGGUCACCUGGGACUUUACCGACAAUGUUCUCUCCUGGAAGGUCACCUGCGUCACAAACUCCCGUUUGCAGUUCGCCGACUUCAAGUUGGGUCUCGAGGAAUUCGUACCGAAAUCCGUAGAAAUGGUGGUGAGAGCUAAAGCCAAAGAGCUCAGGGGGCAACAAUUCCCAAUUCCAGUUGAGAUCACUGCCUGGAUCAAAUUAAGGCACUGAAGAGUGUAGGGUCAAAGAAUGAAGACCCCACAGCUCUCUGCUUUGUUGCUGGUCCUUGUUUAUUUAUGACUUUCUUGUACAUAUAUAUAUAUAUAUAUAUAUAUAUAUAUAUAUAUAUAUAUAUAUGGCCCUUUAGUAUCUGAGCCUGCUGAGUGUGGAUGAGCUGUCACCACCUACUGUAGACGCCCUUUUUGCCAAACAUGUAGCAACCAUUGCAGAAGAAAACUGCGGAGAGAAACGACGUAAACGAAACGCGUUCUGUAUGUAUCGCGCAUCUGCGCAUCUGUGCUGGUAUUCUUGUUUGUCAGCCGCCAUUGUACUCACUGAAACUCAAGUAAAGUAGCUGUUGGUGCUAGUACUGCUGAUGGCUGCCCCCAUUUAUGUAAGAACUGUACAAGCUUAUGUUUCUAAUGAGUUUCAUGAUGGAUAUGCAUUUUUCUUUU